AUGGCAGACGAUAGCAGAGCGCAUCUGCUGAGUCGCAAUGGCGCCUCUGCAUCUCUCUGGCUGCCCAAAGCAAUACCCCAGCGGGAGAGGCUAAUCAAGGCGAUACAGGACUGCGGCGGAAGGACAGAACCAGUUCUACAAUCAGCGACAUACGCUCUCAUCGAUCCUGUCAUGGACAGAGCCAAGCAGGUUGAAAUAUUGGCAAAAAUCAAAGAGGCCCGCAUGGCCAAUGCUCAUAAGCAUCCUUACGCCGUCACUGUCUCCUGGAUUGAUGACGUCUACGCCAACAUCGAAAUGCGCAAUCCAGAUCAGUAUCGCAUCGACGCUGUCGGCAUCUCAGAGUCCUCUAAGCCACCGCCACCUCGAAGCAAUGCUCGCUCCCCUGCAGAUACAGCUGCAGCUGUUCCUCCCGUCAAAGCGCCAGCAGCACAGUCCAGCACGCGCGCACGGCCUGCAAGCUCGGGCAGUGAGUCUGAGAGACCUGCACCCAAGCGACCCAGGGCCGCCCAGACAACAUUAACGGCAGCAGCAAGUACUUCAGGAGCAGCAGCGCCAGCGCAAGAAUCUUUGGCGCGCUCAGGCACGAGCAUUGAGGAUACAGCGACGCCGCCUGUAUCCGACAAGGGGAAGGGCAGAGCUGUUGAGCCAGAGGUCGUCGAGCUUGACCAGACAGAUUCGAGUUCGGGCGAGGAGGUAGCACGACAGCUCGGUCUGACCAGUCCUCAGCGUCCUCCCGCUGCUGUCAAUACGGAUGAAACCGGGCCAGCCGUGUCUGCGGCUGGACAGGCCGUUGGCGGCAGCGCAGCAUUUGUCCGGACUGCCCGCCAUGGGAGCCACGCCUCAUCGGACAGUUUCACUCGUGAUAGGAUGGUCGAUCUCGAGCCUGUCAAGCUGGCUGGACACAGGAGUGGACGCGUCUUUUACACCUUCGAAGACAAGAUAUAUCUAGCCAAGUAUCUACUGUUGCACGACGGUCUCAGCGCGACUGGACGUAAGGUUUUCGAGAUGCUUGCUGAUCGUAACCAGCGUCAUACUAUGUAUUCUUGGCAAGAGCAUUACAAGAAGAAUUCCGCAGAGAUCGAUGCCCUCAUCGCGCGUCUGCGCAAGGGCGAAGAUCUUUCUGCUGUCGCGCAAGAGCGCAAACGUCUCCAGCUUGCCUCGGCAGAGCGGACUGCCCGAGCCAGUGCAUCGCUGCGUCCGACGCAUCGCUCAAGUCAAGCUGAUGACGAAGCCCUACAAAGAAGCGCUGAAGCCCAGAGGCAUCAGCGACAGGAGAGACUCAAACGUGAAUUUCGUGGCAGCAAUGGCGCAGAUCCUUUCGAAACGGAUAGCGAAGAAGAUGCGCCUCGCCAAGCUGCGCUGGAGGGUGCUGCUGAUGCACGAGCUCGGGCUGCUCUGGGCUUCGUUGAUCCACAUGCAACAGCUGCAGCCAAAGCACAUCUGGCCGCACACACUACGCCAACGGUCGUCAUGGUCGACGCAGUGACUGUAUCUCCGCCGCCGCAGCCCUUGCGCGAAGAGCCAAUACCCCCGGCAGACGUCGAACGACGCUCGCCGCGCGAGCAACUCGGCGACAGCCUCUUACCUUCGCUCAGCCCGGAACCGCAAGCUCAGCCGCAUAUACCCCCUAUCGCUUCUACAACAGCACCAGUCCCUGCUGAUACGGUCGAUACCACGCCCGCUAUGCCUGUACCGUCUGCAACACCAAUGCCCGCUGCAGCGGUCACCAAGCCACAGCAGUCACCUUCGAAGAUAGUCAGGCCAGCAGGUCCCAAUACGGUGCGAUCUGCGGGCGACAUUAACGCGAGCUUUGAGACGUGGCUUGCCAGCAGUCAAUCGCCGUCUACGCUGACUGUUCGUGAUGUGUUCAGUGCCGUCGGAAUGCCAAGCCUGCCUGAUCAGGCGGGCAGAGCGCCUGCUUCAGCGCAAGCUACGCCCGCGCGACAGACACGCGAGGCAAGCGCUUUCCCUCAUAUACGUGCUGGUAGCGAGCUCAAGUUUAUCGAUCGUCAGGCAUUCGCAGCAUUGCCCGUCAUGGAAGCUACACCUGAGCCGAGGCAGCAGCUGUCGAAGGAGAAUCUUGAGCAGCAUAGUCAAGGCACACUAGAGCCCAUCGUGCUCGCAGACAAAGUCAUCAUCAGACCGAAAGCUCGCCUUUCUAGCUCAGCAGAUUCCUCCGAUGACUCUAACGACGAGCGGUCGCAAAGUGGCAUCGCAUUCUUGAAGCAGCUCGGGGAUCUGCAUGCUGGCUUUGCAUUUGAACCCUCUCAGAGUCAAGCUGGCAUGGUCAUGCAAGCAUCAGUGAGCCUCGAUGAGCUAGCCGGCCCAGAGCAAGACACAUCAAACCCGUUCGAUAUCAGCAAACGACUGCGCAGUCGACAGCAGUCAAGCGCUGAACCUGCUUCACCCGCUCUCUUGGCGGUCGCACAGGCUGCUGAGUUGGCGAGCAAGCCUGCAUCCACCAGCUCUGUCGCAUCUACUCGGCCGAAGCCAAGACCCGCAGGUCCUGUCGUGCGCGCGCCGACGCCUCAGCCAGCGCCAGCGCGCAGUUCUUUAGAAGUACCAACCGAAACGCCUGCGCCCCUCCCCGGGCAGGCGCGACUCUUUAUACGCGAUCCUGCCAGCAAAGAUGAAUCGAACAGCUCGCUUUCAUCUGCAACAGCGCCCGGGGUCGAGAAGAACAGGCAGAUGCUCGACACUUCUCCGACAGAAGUCAAGUUCGUGAGCGCAGCGACUGCUGCUGGCUUUUCAGCAGGCAUCGAAAAAAUCACGCGAUGGGCUAGCACAAUCCAAUCGCGCGGUGCAAAGCAGCGGCGAGAUAAUGCUGAUGAGGAAAUCAAUCGUGCACUCGUCAUCCUCCGACGCGCCCGCAAGACGGAAUCGUCGAAUGAUAUGGUGCAGCUGUUCGACCAAGCACGCGAUAUUGGCUUCACCUUUGUGCAGGUAUCAGAUCUACUCUACACUUGCUCUGGCAAAGCGCGCCCCGCGCUUCAGUUCAUCGAGCACAUCCAUCGGGUCAAUGCCGCUGGCGGCACGAGCGACAGUCGUGCAGCAUCGAUGAAGUCACGAGCACUGUCGGCUGCCAUGUGGUCACACGCCGAUGACGUUGUUCUGGUCGACUCUCUGCCAUCCAUCAGCUCCGGGCCAACCAACAAGACGAAAGACGGAUGCCAGUUGCGCAAACAGUAUCUACAGUCUUGCGGCCUCUUCGAGCAGAUCGACCUCACAGACCAAGCAAGGCUGAGGAAGCUCAAAGAGGUUUAUGCACGAUACAACCGCGCCAGAUUUCCAUUCGAUCAGGUCGAGCCUGUGAUACAGACGAGGCAGGAUGCAACUGUCAUGUCUGCGUGCAAUGUCCUCAACAAUGGCCUCCAGCCUGGGUCAUACAAGUUUGUGAGCGACUGUGCAGACGGUACGGAGUAUUGCGAUCCAAGCUCAUCGACCUGCCGCCCCCGCAAAUGCCGACGUAGCGAAUAUCCUUACGGAUUCUCGAGCGAUGAGAAUGCUGCCGAUCUGCCGCCUAGGUGCGCAGCAGGUACCUUCUGCCCGGACGAAGGCGAUGGAUGUCUGCCUCUUGUUCCAGUCGGGCAAGCAUGUCAACUCAAUCGAGAUGACGAGUGUGCGCCGCCGCCGGCCAAUCUAGGCUUGCUCAACCAGCGCAACAACGCCGGCGUCAUCUGUCUCAACUUUCAAUGCGUCUACGGCAAUGUGACGCUUGGCAAUAGCUGCAUCCUCGAUAAUUUUGUGUAUACAGCUUAUGCUGCAGACGGCACUCAAACGCCCUACAUCACCUCACGCGACAACUGCGUGUCCGGGCUCUAUUGCGAGGCUUCCUCGCGACAGGCAAGCCAUGCACAGUGUGAAGUGCAGCUCAAUCGGGGCUCAGCCUGCAGCGCGAAUAAACAGUGUUCAAGCUACGUUUGCGGCCCGCAGGGCGUCUGUCUGGUUCCACUAGACACAGCACCGAGCGGAUCUGUGGCCGUCGCCGUUAUAGUCGCUUUACUCGUCAUCGUAGCACUAGGAUUGAUCUUCUCAACGGCUGCUGUCUUUGGCCAUCGCAUACGGGCCAGUCGAGCGAAACGAGACGCUCUCUUCUGGUCACAGCGACCUCAACGACAUCGCGCAAGUGCACACAUUGGUACGGCAAUAUCCCAUAAGAACCUGGCGCUUUUGCCCGGCAUGGAUGUAGAGGCUCACAGUGGCCUCUCCGUAUCACAUCCGCUCACUUGGGGCGCUCCGGCGCUGAACGAUAAGCACCCAGAGACAACGUCGCCGAAGCGCUAG
This is a messenger RNA of Mixia osmundae IAM 14324, 4284 nucleotides long. RefSeq lists its product as uncharacterized. Bases 1 to 4284 code for a protein of 1427 amino acids. The record is from RefSeq and is a predicted model, not a curated record. NCBI's taxonomy places the organism in Eukaryota, Fungi, Basidiomycota, Mixiomycetes, Mixiales, Mixiaceae. The transcript has 12 exons.